AUGGAAGUGGAGAGUCUCGGUGGUAGCAGAUAUUUCGUGACGUUUAUUGAUGAUGCUUCACGAAAAUUGUGGGUGUAUUUCUUGAGAACGAAAGGUGAAGUUUUUCAAUACUUCAAAAGGUUUCAUGCUAUGGUGGAGAGACAGGCUGGUAAACCCUUGAAGUGUCUUCGUUCAGAUAAUGGGGGGGAGUAUACUUCCCAUGAAUUCAAGAAUUAUUGUGCCGAGCAUGGCAUCAGGCAUGAGAAGACUGUACCUGAGAAGACUGUACCCCACAACAUAAUGGUGUGGCUGAAAGAAUCAACAGAACCAUUAUGGAGAAAGUGA
This is a messenger RNA of Striga hermonthica, 324 nucleotides long. Lineage: Eukaryota; Viridiplantae; Streptophyta; Magnoliopsida; Lamiales; Orobanchaceae. The record is from the annotation of a GenBank genome assembly.